Molecule: messenger RNA, 5352 nt
Organism: Astrephomene gubernaculifera
Lineage: Eukaryota; Viridiplantae; Chlorophyta; Chlorophyceae; Chlamydomonadales; Astrephomenaceae
Source: the annotation of a GenBank genome assembly
GUCAGAGUGCAUAGGACAUAAUGACAGGCUACUAAGGCCGCGUUAAGAUUAAGGCUGCAAGCCUCACUUGGGCGCACCUGCCUUGUGCCUAUUUCAAACCUGCCGGGCGGGAGUUGCCCGCCCGGCUUGACUCUUACCGAGACCACCUGACUACAAUAACAUUAAGCAAGCAUGGGCUGCAUUUGUUCAAAGCCUGUGGAUAAGGCUGAAGAUGGCCUGGAGCAAGGACCAGCCGAGGCUGUUCAGCGCACUGCAUCUGUCCAGCAGAAGGAUGCUGUCAGCGCUGAAGGCGGGUCGCCGGCUACAGUUGAAGCAAAAUCUGGAGAGGAUAGUCAAGGCACCGCUGCGAAGUCACCAGAGAUAGCCGAAGGCGCUGUUGCGGACUCAACCGCCACUGGAGCCAAUGCUGCAUCUGCCGCUGCUCCUCAGUCGGUUGAGCAGCCGGACAAGGAUGGGAAAGAAAGCGCAGGCGUGGGGGCCAACACCACUGCCACAGACGUGAAGCCGGAGACCCCGGAAACCGCAGAAUCUGGUGCCGAGGGCGCUGCGGCGACCUCGAGCUCAGCAGAAACCGAGCCUGUCCCGCAGAACAUCGCCGUCGAGGCCUGCGCUGCAGCUGGCGCGGGCAGCUCUUCAGCCGCAGCGUCGGAGCCCGUAGCAGCCUCCCAGGCGCCUACCCCGCAAGAAGUUCCUGCUGAGAAGGCUAUGACCAGUGCAGCUGAUGCGGCACCUGCUCCCGUCGACAUCAAGGAGCAGUCCACUGUGGACGCUGUGCCAAUCGUCAUUGAGGCUUCUUCUGCUACACCCAAGGCGUCCGAUUCACAUGACGGUUCCUCUGCCGUCCCCGAGGUCGCCCCUGUGGCGGAGCCGCUUGCUGCCGCCGUGUCCGGUUCUGCCGUGGAACCAAAUGCGGCAGCUGAUACUGCUCCGGAGGCAACAUCUUCUCGUAACGUUAUUGAGGAGACCCCGGCUGCGGCCGCUGUCAGCACUGCGUCAGCCACCGACGCCGCUGAGGAUGCCGCCGUUGCGGCUAUUGCAAAGCGCGUGGUCGCGUCUGUGGUAGCGACUGACGCCGCCGCUCAGGAUGCCGCCGUUGCAGCUGUUGCAAAGCGCGUGGUCGAGUCUGUGGUAGCGGCUGACGCCGCCGCUCAGAAUGCCGCCGUUGCAGCUGUUGCAAAGCGCGUGGUCGAGUCCGUGGUAGCGGCUGACGCCGCCGCCCAAGACGCCGCCGUUGCAGCUGUUGCAAAGCGCGUGGUCGAGUCCGUGGUAGCGGCUGACGCCGUCGCCCAAGACGCCGCCGUUGCAGCUAUUGCAAAGCGCGUGGUCGAGUCCGUGGUAGCGGCUGACGCCGCCGCCCAAGACGCCGCCGUUGCAGCUGUUGCAAAGCGCGUGGUCGAGUCCGUGGUAGCGGCUGACGCCACCGCCCAAGACGCCGCCGUUGCGGCUAUUGCAAAGCGCGUGGUCGAGUCGGUUGUAGCAGCGCAGGAUUACGCUGCUGACAGCCCAGCCUCUGCCGCCACCGCAGCAGCUGCAAGCUCAGCCUCUGUGGAGGAAGGCGCUGCCCCUGAGGUCGCGGCCGAGGAGCGGGUCUCUGCUGACGCGGCCGACAGCGCGGAGGCCGCUGUAGCAGGCGCGCCUGCCGCUGACGAGGCAUCGGCUCCGGAUACGUCCGUCGCUGAGCUCCAAGCCGAGCGCGCAAGCCAGCCGGCUGCAGCGACCGAAGCCGCUACUACGGCAUCACCGGAGGCAGAGGCGAGUACCGAGGCCCCUGGUGCCGCGGCGGAUGCACCUGCGGAGACGAUUCCCGAAGCAGCGGCUUCCUCAGAGGUUGCAGUCGUUGCCGCACAAGUACCGCAGGACGAGGCUAAGGAGGACGCCGCUUCUGCUGGUUCCGCCCUGGAUGCUCCUUCGGUCGCCGAGUCUAAGGAGGUCGAGGAGCAGGGCGAUGCCGAAGAGUCUGCUGCUGCGAGCGUCGCUGAGGUUGGGGCAGGCGCAGACGUUGCUGCUGCUAAGGAGGCUGAGGGGGCAUCUGCUGUCCCGCCUCAGGAGGCUGAUGCGGCUGUGGACAGCGCUGCUGCUGCUGACGAACCUGCAGAGCCAGUUGCUUCAGAGGCUGCAGCGUCUGCGGCGGCUGAGGACAGCGCCCAGACUAGCGAAAGCCACGUUGCAGCUCCGGCUCCGGAUGCACCAGCUGAGGAAUCCACGGAGCCCGCAGCAGACAUUGCCAGUGUGGACACCACUGAAAAGCAGGUACCGGUCACCGCGUCGGAGGUAGUUGCCGAUGCAGAAGAGCCUGCGUCUUCGGCUGCACCGACUGAGCCAGCCGCUGAGCCUGAGCAGGCCAAAGAGGCAGUUGACGAGGCCAACAUUGCUGCACCCGCCACAUCGGAGCCCGUCGCGGACUCCUCCCCUGCUCGCUCCCGGCGCUCUUCUGCCGUGGGCUCGCCUUCGGAGUCUCCUCGAGUGGUUCGCACCGCCAGCGGGGAGCUCGUCGCGACCGUACCUCGGGAGGUGGCUAGCGAGGUGCUGGAGGCCGCAUGUAGCGAGGUCCUCAGCGCCAAGGCAACCACUGCGGACGGUGUCCGGGCAGCCCGUGCGGUGGCUUCUCGCCGCUCCUCAGGCUCUGGUGUGGACUCCCAGCCGGCGUCCCCGAAGAGCGGGGCGCCUGCGGCAGAGUGCGUUGCCAGCAGCUGCGAGGCUGCCAGCUCCACCACAGACGCACCUCCUGCCACUUCAGAUUCUGAUGCCACGACCACAGCUCCAGCGCCACCUGUCGUUAGCACGCCGCCGGCUGAUGUUUCCGUCAGCGCAAGCGAUGCCGGCAACAAUGUCCCUUCCGCGUCAUCAGGCGCCGAGACCGUUGCCGCAGCCGCAUCCGCCAACCCCAAGCCGGUUACUAACACUUGGCUCAAGUCCGGCGUUUCCUUCGCUGCCAUUGUCGCAGCGGCGAGGUCCAGGUCCGAAGGCGGAGCAGGGCGGAAAACCAGCUCGGCGGGUGCCAGCAGCGCCGCGGCUCCGACUGGCGGUGUUCCCAAGGCUGCUGCAGCACAGGCAUCUGCUGCUGCUGACACAACCGCCGCCAGCACGGACUCCGCUCCUGGUUCGGACGCGGCAGAGCCAACAAGUGCGGAUGAGGCUGAUGUGGCUGCCGUAGUGGCCGAGAUCGGGCCUGCGGCUGCUGCUGCUGCGGCGUCGCUGGCGGCAGGGGCGCAUGCAGUCCGCGAGGAGCCCCCCGAGCUACCGGAGCUUGACACCCCGACCGCGCCACCCGCCGAUGCUGCAGCCCAACCUAGUCUGCCGCGCGCCGGCAGCAUUGGCGCUGCAAGGACAAGCACCGGAGGCGGCUCCGUGUCAGGAUGGAGGAAGGACCGGACCUUUGCGGAGAUUGUGGCUUUGGCGGCCGCCGCCGCCACCAAUGCACCACGAUCCUCUGGUGGCGGUGCUCGCUCUUCCGGUGGCGGCAAGAGCCAAGGGGGCGCAACGCCAAGGUCAGCCGCCGCUGCUGCUGCGAUUGCUGCUGGCGUUGACCCGAAGGCGCGGGGCGUGGUGAGCGCGGGCGGCGCGUCGGUUGCACCCGGUGGCGGUGCACCCACUGGGAAGUCCCGCUUUCCCCGGAACAUCAGCUCCCUGGCAGUGGAGGCGCUGGCAGUGGCCUCUGCGAUGGCCUCCUCCUCGACUGCUGGUGUGCAGCUUGUCAUGAUGGAUGCGGGCACCUCGCAUGCCGCCCCGUCCCAGCCUCCAGCGGAGCCGGUUGCCCCAGAGAAGCCGGCAGAGACCGUCCAGGCUGAUGCAGCCGCUGGGUCCGGGCCUGCUAGAGAGGAGGCUCCGGUGGUGACGCCAGUCGUGGCGACUGUCGCUCAGCAGCCUGCUGCGGUUGCGUCGACCAGUUGGGCUGACGAGGUAGAGGCUGAGGAGGUUACCGCGGUCACCGUUACCCCUGCUGCUACGGUUGCAGCGGUUGCAGUUGCUGCGUCGACCACCGCAGAGCCGCCUGUGCCGACAUCGACGCCGCCCCUCCCGCGUGUCACGAGCUGGGCCACCAUCGUCAAGCGCAACACCCUAGGCGGCUUGCCGGAGGACUCCACCCCGCCCUCGGCAGCACUGUCGCGCCAGAGCAGCUUUGGUCGGCGCUCUAUUGGCGGCAACACGGACGCUGGCUUCUCAACGUACGCGCGCAGCGUCGGAGGCAGCGCGCGGCCUCGUCCUCCUCCUUCCGUCGCUGCUACCUCCACCGCAGAUGAGCCCCAGUCGUCUGGCGCUGCCGCCACCGGCCCAUCUACCAACACAGCGGCGCCUGCUGCGGCUCCUAGCGGUGAGGCGGCGGGUGCCGCCGCUGGCGGCGAGGACGCGGGUGGUGCUUGGGUUGAGGCCAGCAGGCGGCGGAAGCGGCACAGCAGCGUUGACAGCCGGUACUCGGCGGUUGAUAGCCGGUACUCGAAGAGCAACGGCGGGCGGGGCAAGGGCGCCGGGCAUAACAACAAGCGUGAGGGUCGGCCAGCCAACAAGCGCCGGCAUUAGGAGGCCGGCUUAACUCCGCCGAUAGUUUGCGCCAAGCUUCGGUGUGUGCAAGUCGGUGAUGGCGUCUGAUUUGCGAACGGGAGAGUAUAUGUAAUAUGUUUAAGUAUGGAGAGUUGGAGACCCGAGGCGCGCAUCAUGAUGCGACCUGUAGCUGACGUGAUUCUUAAUUCAGGUUCAUAAGGGUACAACGACUUCCGUGACUUGUGAUUGGAAUUUGUGUCAUAGGGGUAUUCAGAGGGCACGAGCCAGCAGCCUUCCGAAAGAGCGGCGGUUAGGAGCGUACGUGAUCCUCCUAACCUGCCCGACUAACCGCCCGCAUCGAUCUUGUCGGUUUCCCCUAUCCUAAUCUGUGGUUUCGUGUUCUUUGUUGUUCAUAUGUGCUCGACCUGUAGCAUGUGGUAUGCGGGACUUAUCAUGACUUUGCCGGACUGAGCGUUCAUAUUCAAUAGCACCUUGCUCGCCUUGCUUUCCUUGCCGUCGUCAUUCCGAAACCCCCUGCUGACUGAUACCACUUGCCUUGACACAAAGCAAUCGUUGGUGGACACAAGUUGGAGUUGCCAGGGUGGGGCGGGGGAUGUGCCAUUUAUGGUAUUAGCGUUUAGCUUACGGUUUGGAUGAUCCACUUACUAAGUGCAUGGCUUACCAAGUGACCUUUGCAGCUGUACCUUGAUGGGUCCCGACUAGAGCGUGUUGUGGUGCGCUCUGUUUCCCUAUGCGGUUAAUGCACCGUGUCUGUUUUUUCGGAAUGCACAACCAUUCGUUGUGCCGCUUGGCAGCCCGCAUGUUCUUGUGCACGCUUCUCACAGGAAACCCUUGUAAGUAUUAACGCAUAAA